This is a messenger RNA of Uloborus diversus, 570 nucleotides long. RefSeq names its product dynein axonemal assembly factor 6-like (gene Dnaaf6). Gene Ontology annotation, cellular component: cytoplasm. Lineage: Eukaryota; Metazoa; Arthropoda; Arachnida; Araneae; Uloboridae. The coding region runs from base 1 to 570 and encodes 189 amino acids. Gene Ontology annotation, molecular function: dynein intermediate chain binding; protein-folding chaperone binding. The transcript is spliced from 2 exons. Gene Ontology annotation, biological process: axonemal dynein complex assembly. The record is from RefSeq and is a predicted model, not a curated record.
AUGGAGCAGUUCGUUGGCUCUGAUCUUAGAAACUUAAUGAGCCUUCUCAACAUAAAAGAAGAUUCAAUAUCUGACAAUGAAGAAUAUGAAGCAGCACAGGUUAAAGUUGCUGAUCCAUCUGACAUUGGUAGGAAAGAAUCAUUACACAAAGAAACAUCGAAAGAUCCUUACAGCUUGCUUAAAGCUUCGCAAGAUAUUUGGUCUGAUGAUGAAGUAAUGGAUGAGGAGUUUGUUGAAGAUUGUGCCAGAACUACACCAGAAUAUGAAAUUGUUUAUCAGCAAGAUGUAACAACAGAUGAUGUUUACUUGCAGAUGAGUGACAAAGGACCUGGAUCAAAUAGCUGUGAAAGUUUAUUAGUAAAAAUUAAAUUACUUAAUACACAUUCAAAAGAUGAUAUCACAUUGAAGAUCUCCUCAAAUAAUUUGGUAUGCAAAACAAAUAAAUAUUUCCUGGAGUUAAAUUUCCCUAGAAGCUCAGACCCUGAAAAGUGUUCUGCCAUAUGGAAUGAAGAGUGUGAAAUAUUGACUGUUAAGUUAUUUUAUGGAGUAAAAUCACUCUUUGACAUAUGA